This is a messenger RNA of Gordionus sp. m RMFG-2023, 678 nucleotides long. Its product is annotated as serine/arginine-rich splicing factor 4-like. NCBI's taxonomy places the organism in Eukaryota, Metazoa, Nematomorpha, Gordioida, Chordodea, Parachordodidae. The transcript has a single exon. The record is from RefSeq and is a predicted model, not a curated record. The coding region runs from base 1 to 678 and encodes 225 amino acids.
AUGGAAAGAGUAAAUCAGAAUUGCAGCAAAAAUAAAUCUCCAUUAAACACAAAUACCAGGCAUUCGGACGAUAUUUCUGACGAAGAAUUAGAUAAUAAUUCAUCAGAUACCUCAACAGCUUCAGCUCCAAAUAACUUGGCAAAUAAGGAUAAUGGUAAGAGCCCAAGAGCUGAGAUAAAAGACGAUGAUUACGAGAAAUUGGACCUCACGUCGGCAAAUAAUAGCAAGCAUUACGAGGAAGACGAUGAAGAACUUAUUACGAGAAAGAAAAAAGGCAAAGGGUUGAUAAUGAAGAUGCCUGGGAUGAAGAAAAAUAUGAAGGCUAGUAGGACAAAGAAAAGCGGGGAAAAAAAGAGGAUCAAGAGAUCCCGUGGUAAGAGCGAAUCGAAAGUUAGCCAAAGGAGCUCCAAAAAAGUCACUGCUAAACGAGAAAAGAAAACAGUUAGGGGGAGGGGGAAAGGAGGCUCGUCUUCUAAUUCAGGCCAAAAGAAAAGUAAGAGCGUGAAAAGGGGGAGAUCGCAAAAUCGGAGCAAAUUAAGCUCACAGAGGAAAAGAGGAACUAAAGGCACGAGCAGGCUUUCGCGAACCAGGAAGUUGAAGAAAUCUGUAAAGUCUAAACCGGCUACCAGGGUAAAUAACCAGCCAGGAACAAGUGGUUUGAAUAAAAAAUUGAAAUAA